CGUUGCUCGUGGUUUCUUUUGCGGUGUGAAGGGAGGGCGGCUGUGUAGAUAAACAGCGAUGAGGAGAGCCGUGAUAGGUACACAAAGUGUGUGGAUCUCGUUGGCAUAGAUGAAAAGGUCAUUAAAGAAAGAAAAUGAUUGAAGUCCUAAUACUUAAGAUUGAAAAUCCAAGCUGCUUCUGGGUCCACUUAAAAGGAGGUGGAAAAUUUUUAGACAAUGAAGCGGAAUAUAAAAAACUCCAGGCUGAUAUGAAUCUGUUCUAUAACAAAUCUUACAGAUAUGUGGAUGAAGUAAAGCCAUCCGUAUUAGAAGAAGGACAGGUUUGUGCCAUUUAUUGUCAGGAACUGAAAUCUUGGUGCAGAGCAAUUAUUAAGACAAUCAUAUCAAGUACAGAUUACCUUAUUGAAUGUUUUCUUGUGGACUAUGCCAAGAGGGUUCCUAUGAAAGCAGACAGGAUUUGUGUUGCCUUAGAAUCAUUUAUGAGACUACCCUACAGAGCAAAGAAGUUCAGGCUACACAGUACAAAACCAGUAACGUUACGGGUCAACUAUUGUAGUGACAAUGCAGAGACAGUCCCUGCUAACAAAUGGGAUAUUGCAGCUAUUCAGUACUUCCAAAACCUCCUGAAUGCAACCACCCAGGUUGAGGCCAAACUAUGUGGUGUUGAAGAAGACAGCUUUGAUGUCUAUCUUUAUGUCACCAUAAAUGGAGAAAAGGUAUGUGUGAAUGAUGAGCUUGUUGCAAAGAACUUCGCUUACUAUGAGAUGAUGGAAGAUGAAACACUUAGUACUGUGGAGGAACAAAAGAAACACCCAUCCUUUAGACCAGAAUCUCUUUUGGAGGAGAUCAAUCCUGCACUUAUUCUGUGGCCAAUGUUGUUGAAGGCUGAGGAGUCAAAGGGUUCAGAAACAUCUGCUGGAGCUUCUGGUUAUAUUGAGAACGCAACAUGCAAUAAUCUACAUGAAGCUGCAUCACAUAAUGAAGAAAUUGAAUCUGAAAUAAUGGUGGCUGUUGCCCCUUUGAAAAAAGGCAUAACAGUUUCUGUACAGGCUGAUGUGCAGACAGACAGUCGCUUAUCUACAAAAGCUACUAAAAUACAGGAGGAAAUGGAGAAAGGCUUAGAGAAAAAUAUCUCUGUGAAGCUUCUUCAGUUCUUAAAUCCUGAACUUUUGAAAGCUGUUGACAGACAGGAUGAGGCUGAGGAGUUUCAGCUGAAUGUCAGUGCACAUCCUCCUGUUGUUCUGCGUAAUGUGAUUGAGCCAUGCUUAUCUCUUGAAACAGCACCACUAUUUCCAGCUCUGAAAAAGGAGCUGCUCCGGAAUCAGUUCCUAAGUCCUAAUCAUUCACAGUCUUAUUGCUGGCCACCAAUAGCUCGUGGAUAUGAUUCGGUUGUCAUUUCUCCUGAAAAUGAUCCACUUCUGUAUCUUCCACCAAUUAUUACAUUUUUGCAGUCGAGAAGUUGCUACGUGUCUUUGCCAGCUAGGAAUGGUCCACUAGCAUCUGUCAUAUGCUCUGGACAGAAGAAAGCAGAACAGGUGUUUGAGUUAUUGGAAAUAUACAGUCGUUGUUCAAGGCCUCUUCACCCAAUAUUGCUUUUACUGGGAAUGAAUAAGGAAGACAUCAAGAAUGUGAGGCUUCCAAGAGGAUGUGAGGUCAUUGUAACAACCCCGCAUAGCCUCCUGCGGCUGCUUGAAUGCCACAGUUUACUCUUCCUUAGGAUUUGUCACCUUGUGUUUGAUGAGGUUGAGGUCUUGUUUUCCAAUGCCAGUGAACAAAUGUUUCAUAUUUUAGAGUAUUAUAAAAACACCUUGAGUGCUGAAGAGAAGGAAUCUGCACCUCAGCAGAUUGUUGCUGUUGGAAACCACUGGAACAAAAACGUAGAAUUCUUAACCAAAAACUUCAUGAAUGACCCAUAUGUUGUGAUCACAUCCAUGGAAGAAGCGGCCAUAUAUGGGAAUGUGCAGCAGGUGGUUCAAGUCUGCCUUGAGUGUGACAGAAUCGCCACCUUACUUCAGAUAUUGGAUUUUACUCCUACUGAUGCUCAGAAGACAUUGAUUUUCACAAGUUCUGUAGAAGAAACAGAUAUUGUUUACAAGGCAGUGGAGAGCACAUCAAUAUUUUGCUUUAAAAUACACCCAGGAAUUGGAGUUCAUUUUUAUUACAUUCUAGAGCAGUGGAACAAAAGAUUUAGCUCUGGCACACAUGUUGUAUUGGUCUUAACAGAUGACUGCUUGCCAGCCCUAGGAAUUACUGAUGGAACGCGUGUGGUACACUUCAGUUUUCCUACAACUCCAAGAAUAUUCGGUGCACGCUUAUACAGCAUGUCCGCUAACUUCCAAAAUUCAGUAGAAAAGGUUGCAUUUCUGGAACAUGGGCUGUCAAAAGCAAAAUCUAUCUUAUUGUUGACGGAAAAGAGUGCAUGCCAUGCUGCCGGAGUAUUGCGUUACUUAGAACGUACAGAAGCCAAAAUUCCACCUGAAUUGUGUGACUUUACAGCUGGAGUGCUUCAGGCCAAAGAAGACAUUAAGAGUAGGAGGCCACUCUGUCAGUACCUUAAGAGAUACGGAAUUUGCCUGUGGGGGAAACACUGUCCAGAUCGACACAGAAUUAACUUAAAAACAGAUUUUCCUCGCAAACUGUCUGAGGAAACUCUUCCCACAACUGGAAAUGUAACAAUACUGCCUCUUUUCAUUGUGGAUGCCACAAACUACUUUGGCCGCAUAGUAGGUAAACAAAAGGAUCAGUAUAUAGCUCUUGCAGAAGAGAUGAAGGAGUAUUACAAGAAAUCUUGCAAUUGCGUUUGUGUUGACACAGUGAAAAAACUAGCAAUAUAUGCAUUACAUGAAGAAAACACAUUCCACAGGAUUCAAGUGUUGGAAGUGGCAUCCAAAGAAGAAAGUUGUGUGUUUUAUUCUGUUCAAGUCAAGUAUAUAGAUGAAGGCAGAGCUGCUCAAGUUCAAAAUUACAAAUUGCUUUACUUGCCUGAAAGAUUUCAAGCUUUACCCCCUCAAGCUGUAGAAUUUAUUGUUUGUAGGGUUAAACCCAUUGAUAAUGAAAUGGAGUGGAAUCCAAAAGUUACUAGAUACAUUAAUCAGAAGAUCAGAGGAAAACCACAUGAGGCAAAAAUUGUACUUACCUUGGGAAACACAGUUUGGGUGGAUCCAGUGGUGCGGAUCACCAGACUUCUAGAUCUGAAAACGUCUAUCAACGAAUACAGUAUUCGCACUGUGAUUCUGUCUACUGGAAUGGGAGUUGACAACCCAGAACACACACAAGAGCUCCAGAGGUUAUUUAGAGAAGCUGAAGUAGCCCUUGAGAAAAAAGACUUACCUGCAUUAAUACAUCCCAUGAAGUGUGGAAUAAGUGAUCAGACCACGUCUGUUUCACAGAGCAUCUUGGACCAAACCAUGCUCAAUUCAGAGAGCAUCCAGGAACAAGUCACAUCCAAUAUGCAGGGUACAAAAGAGAAUGAUUCUAUUAUCAAUGAUAGUGCUUUGCAAAAUCCUUCUGAUGAUGUGACCAAAAGUAGGGGAGCAGAAGAAUCUCUUCAGCUAUGUAAUACAUGUCCCUCCACAGCAAUCAGCCAGAUGUUCCCAGGAGGCUCACAAGCAGAUCAUGAUGGAGAUCGCCAUCUCCAGGUGCUUGCCUCGUCACCUGGUAAUCAGAGCUUUUUCCCUUCAGUAAAAUGGUUUGAAAAGCAAGGUUGCAUUGUCAUGAAGAUAAUAUUACAAAAUAUUACCAACUAUGACUGCAAAUUUUUCACACACAGGAUCACUUUCAGUGCUUGUGCAGGAGAUAAAUUUUAUUUGGCUGACAUGGAGUUGCAGGAAAACAUUCUCAAAGAAAAGUCAUCUUGCAUACUUAAGAAUGGAGAGCCCAUGAUCAUAGCUGAAAAAGAGAAAAAAGAACCUUGGAGCAACUUGCUGAAACACAAAAUUCUGAGGAAAAAGGUCCUUUUCCUGCUGCCACAGCUCCUAAGAAAGUGCACCAGGUUGCUACGAUGGCAUAUGAGGAAAUGGAGGACUGCUCAGAAGACAUCGAUUCGGAGAGUGAUGAUUCAUCUGACUCUUAGUUCUACUUUAGAAUUGGAGAUUCUGAGAACAAAUACCAAGAGUGUCUCGUUGCUUCCUGCUGGAUGCAGGUGCCCACCCUCCUUGGUCAUCUCAUGAAGAGCCCUGUGCUGUUCCACCAGCCUCUCCAGCAUGAGGAAGAUAGAUGGCACUGUAAUUCUAUCUGCACUGUUCUUUCAACUUGCUGCAGAAAAAGGAAGGUGUCCAGGUGGAGGUGGAAACAUUUCCAUUAUAGUCAAUUAUAUUUGAAAAGGCCCCAAGCCUCAAAAUCCUUAGUCCAUUAUUAAGUCCAUAACCACAGAAGAUGCAGCGUGUCUGCAAAGCUGUUUUCAUGAUCCUGCCUUUUUAAGGAUGAGGAAACAAACUUUAUUCUGGAACUCCUUCUGGCGGGACAACUUCCAAAAGCAUCUGAAGGUGCAUUGUGAUGGGCCCUGAAGUACACAAGUUACUAUGUUUAGAGGUCUUUAGAAAUUGAUUUUGUAGUGUUGCUUUUUUCUUUUAGAGCUCCCUUUUGCACAAAGUUGCUCCUGGUUCACAGUUAUAUGCGCUUUUAAAAGUUUUCAUUGCCAAAUGUUUGGAUAAUUGUCCAGAAAUUAGGCCAAUCAUUUUCUGCUGCUUGGAGCAGAGGACAUCUCUGAUUGAGUUAACCUUCCCACAUGCUCCCAGGCAGGACUAACUGAAAAUAUUUCAAGCCUUAAGAGCCUGAGAGGGAUAACUCCGCCCAGUUCUUUUAGUCCUGCUGCACUCCUAGGCAGAUCUCCAUAGUCUUCUCUUUACUUUUCUAUAUUCUACAAGCUAUUGGCCUACUUUUUUACUACCUUGUCCCCGUUACUGCUAAGUGUCUCUUUCUCUAACUGCUCUUAAAAACAAAACAAAACAAACUUUGUUAUUUUUUCCUCCCCCUUAUCUCCCUAUAUGCCUAUGGAGCGCUGCUGGGCUAUCAAGCAUAUUGUUCUCCAGAGGAGAGGAAGCAGAACGGGCUUUCCACUGGCCACGAGAACUCCGGGCUCUCUGCCUCCUGCACUGCUGUCAUUAACGGCCGUGCCCCACAAAUGAGCAGAAAUGGAGGACGCCGGACUGCGUCCUUCCCAGCUGGCUCGCAAGACUCUGAGCUCAACCAGAGUUCAGGAAGGAAUGAAGAUGGAGUGUGUGGGCCAGACAUCCACCUCGCUCCCACUGCUGCCAAGGUCAGCGCAGCAAAUGUGCACCAUUACCAUUUUGAGUUCCAACAGCUCCACAACUUUGGCAGGAAUGUUGGGAGCUGCCACUACUCAAGUAAUAUAAUAAAAGAGUACCAAUAUCAGAGUGGGGCAUGGGGGGGGGAUGCCUUUUGUGCCACGCUGGUUUUUAAUCAAAGCACUGUGAAUGUAGAAAAAUGCACAUAUCUGAUCCUCUGUUGCUCCAAUUCAUUGAAAGCUUACUUGCCUAGCCUAAAAUGUACCUCAAAUUAAAGGUUUAAAGGUGUGUACUGUUAAGAUGCUAUCUCAAAUAGCUUAUUCUAGUGAUAUGCAGAAAUAUCCAUUAUAUGCUUAGCUAAACGAGGAGCUGGUGCUGUGAGCCAGAAGAGAUGGAAGGGGUGGGGAGGGAGAUACCUUUUUCAGGACUGGGGAGGUUGCACUCUCUCACACCCCGCCGGCACUGCAGUUUAAGAGUGGCAGGAUGGCAGUGUCCCUCCCUGCUGCCCCAUUGCCCACUUGGACUGGAAGUACUCGACAUGCGUGCACACGUUGCACAAUUCCAGUCUGAGGCGGCAACAGGGCGGCAGGGAGGUACGCUGCUGCCCCACCGGACUUUUUUAAACUGCAGCACCGGCAGGGGAAACGUGGCAGGGGUGGGUGGGUGUGUGCAUCCUCCCCAGUCCUUAAAGUAUCUCUCCCCCCCCCCUUCGAACUGGUUGAACCGCCGGUCUUUCGAACCUGUUCAGUGGCCUGUAAAACUGCCUCAGAACAGGUUCGUGCUCAUUCCUAUGAGCCACCUCUAACCACACUCAUCUCACAGCCAGGAGGCUCUCCACUACAAGGUACAUUGCAUAGUAUCUGGCCCAAUGCUGAGCAUACUCUGUAUCUGUUUUUAGUGCAAAUAAAUGCCUUUCAAAUCA
Molecule: messenger RNA, 6168 nt
Organism: Hemicordylus capensis (graceful crag lizard)
Lineage: Eukaryota; Metazoa; Chordata; Lepidosauria; Squamata; Cordylidae
Gene: TDRD12
Product: tudor domain containing 12
Exons: 35
Coding region: 135-4169 (1344 amino acids)
Biological process (GO): transposable element silencing; germ-line stem cell division
Molecular function (GO): metal ion binding
Source: RefSeq, a predicted model, not a curated record